Molecule: messenger RNA, 192 nt
Organism: Anisakis simplex (herring worm)
Lineage: Eukaryota; Metazoa; Nematoda; Chromadorea; Rhabditida; Anisakidae
Source: the annotation of a GenBank genome assembly
GGUGCAGCAGCCUACUUGUCAGGUUCGUUGUCAAUAAUCUCAUCUCUGGUCGAUUCAGCGGUCGAUAUCACAUCCGGAUUGGUCAUAUGGCUAACGGCUCGAGCUAUCCGAAAACGUGAUCCGUACAUGUAUCCUCGAGGACGAACGCGUUUGCAACCGAUUGCUUUAGUUAGUGACAUUUCGUUGGCUUAG